CCAUUAUUCUUACACUUGGGUUGUUGAAUUACUGGUGAUCGAUCAAGAAAGAAGAAUAUAAAAUAAGGUAGCUGAAAGUCUACUGAUGUGUUUGUUUACGUAGUAAGAACCUAAUAAUGGCCACUACCCAUUAAAUUAAAACAACUGGGUCGGUGGACUCUGCGAAGUCUGAUACAAUGACCAAUUCAAGUGAAUUAUUAGCGGUUAUUUUUGUUUUGUAGCUCCUUCUCUCCUUUAAUGGAAUAGGAAUAAAUUUAAACACGUACAUGUAGUUUAUAUAGUACAAAAAUCAAAGGAGAUACUGCCAGAAACAGAAAGAGACACCAUGGAGGUGAAGAAUAUGCUUUUCAUGAGCAAAGGAAAUGGAGAAAGUAGCUUCUUUCAGAACUGUUCAUUUACGCAAAAAGUAGUGGCUAUGUCCAAGCCUGCACUAGAGAAGGUGGUUGAGUCUCUGUUCUCCGAAGGUUUCCUCCCAUACCAAGUUAUGAACGUAGCGGAUUUGGGUUGUUCUUCGGGACGAACCACAUUUUUGGUGAUGGAAACUGUGAUAGAGAGUGUCAAAAGAAAAUGCAGGGAAUUGAAUUAUCAAAUUCCAGAGUUUCAGUUUUAUUUGAAUGAUCUACCAGGGAAUGACUUUAACACACUCUUCAAAGGUUUGUCUAACUUUACUGAAAAGUAUAAUGAUCUGCCUUGCUUUGUAAUGGGAUGCCCUGGUUCUUUCCAUGGUCGGCUUUUCCCCAAAAGUUCCAUGCAUCUUGUUCAUUCCUCCUACGGUGCCCAUUGGCUCUCUAAGGUACCUAGACUUAUGGACAAAGAAGGGUUGCCAUUAAACAAGGGGAAAGUUUACAUAUCUAAAACUAGCCCAGCCGCUGUUAAAGAAGAGUAUCUUGCUCAAUUUCAAGAAGACUUCAGCUUGUUUCUCAAGUCACGCUCUCAUGAGAUGAUACGCGAGGGUCGUGUUAUCUUGAUAAUCAAUGGAAGACUAUCAGAAGAUCCUACAAAUGGAGAGCCCUGGGAACCUUUAGCUGAGGCCAUAGCUGACAUGGUUUCUCUGGAAGUGAUCCCUGAAGAGAAGUUAGACUCUUUUAAUGUACCAUAUUACAUUCCAUCGGAAAAAGAAGUGAAGAAUAUAGUGGACAGGGAGGGAUCCUUUGAACUUGAGGUCCUGGAGACAUUUCCAAUUGAGAUGGGAGACAAAAGCGUAUGGAGUAGCGAUGAAAAAUUUAUUAAAAACCUGAGAUCUUUCACAGAGUCCAUGGUUUCACACCACUUUGGUGAGGAAAUACUUGACAAAUUGUAUGAUAAAUUUGCCCAAAUAGUACUUCAGGAUUUGGCUACACGUACAGAACCUAGCGAGGUCAUAAGCUUUGUUGUUGUUUUGAGGAGAUUGUAA
Messenger RNA from Pistacia vera, 1393 nucleotides. RefSeq names its product probable caffeine synthase 2. The record is from RefSeq and is a predicted model, not a curated record. Gene Ontology annotation, biological process: methylation. Bases 326 to 1393 code for a protein of 355 amino acids. Gene Ontology annotation, molecular function: S-adenosylmethionine-dependent methyltransferase activity. The transcript is spliced from 4 exons. Lineage: Eukaryota; Viridiplantae; Streptophyta; Magnoliopsida; Sapindales; Anacardiaceae.